AUGGCAGAAACAGAGUCUUAUAAUAUGUCACCAGGAUCACGUCGGAUAAAACGUAAAUCAACUAAAUUGAAUUCUAAACCAGUAUCUCCACGUCCUGAACCAACAAUGAUCAAAAGAAGAAACUCGUCAUUUGCAAAUAGUUCAUCACCAUGGUUUAGACGAAAUUCAUUCUUAUCCCCAUCCAUGAUUCAGAAUGAGAAUUUUAGUGUUUAUGAAGCUCCAAGUUAUUAUUCAGAUACUUCAAGUUAUAAUAUCAUUUCUCUAAAAGAAUGCCAAGGUUUCAUAUUCAAUCAAGAUUUAUUUGCUACGCCUUAUCAACAACUGAGAUCAUUAGCAAUUGAACGAAAGUAUCGUGCCAGUUUUUCGGCUAAUAAAAAUAGAUCAGGUUCACAUUCCUCAAAAUCGAUUACACCAGAAAGACAACAACGUGGUGGUUGUGAUGAUGAUGAGGUACCCCAGAGUCAACUGAUGCAGAGAAGACAUACCAGUUAUCACCCCCGUAGGCCGUCGUUUGUUUCAUCAACAGGUAUACUAGAUAGUAGCGCAAUAGACGAUUCUAUGGAAGAUGACGAAGACUAUAUGAAUGACGUGAAUAUGGAUACAAGAGAAGAGCCGUCGCGUAUAGAUGAAGAUAAUGAAGAUCUGAUAAUUGCUAAUGAAUAUGAUGAAUAUGACGACGAUGAGGAUGAAGAGGAUGACUAUCAAGAAAUGCGUGGCUAUCAUGGAGAUGUUACAAAUAGAAGGUAUAGGGUAAAAGUCACUGAGAUUGUCAUUAAUGAAAAGGAUAGUGACAUUUUUCCACAUUAA
Hemisphaericaspora subhashii is the source of this 807-nucleotide messenger RNA. RefSeq lists its product as uncharacterized. The record is from RefSeq and is a predicted model, not a curated record. Bases 1 to 807 code for a protein of 268 amino acids. The transcript has a single exon. Lineage: Eukaryota; Fungi; Ascomycota; Pichiomycetes; Serinales; Debaryomycetaceae.